ACCAGUCCACCUCAACAAGUGCCCAUGCCAUGGCAAGAACAGGAACUACUUCAGAACAGGUACCAGCCAUCAUCGAUAUUGAUAGGAAAGUUCUCUUUGAUGCCGUAUCCAAGAAGCUAGCCUUGAUCAUCGAUGACAGAGAAAUAUUAGAGAUCAGACCUAAUGAUUAUUCAUGCAAAAUUCAAGUAUCUGGUAUACCAUGCAAUGAUGGCCGUGACAGAACUACAAAGACUUUCUAUGGUGAUUUUGCUCCAAUGCCAAGCCAAGCAGUAGAGAAUGCAUAUAAUGAAGUUUUGAAAUACCUUACCUCUGAGAAUAUUAUUGCUAUCAUGGACUUCAAUUACCCUGCUCUAUUGCACACAAAGAAGGACUUGGAUGAGACAGUUGCGCGCUUAAUGAUGGCUGAUUUUAUUGAGACGGAAUAUGAUAUGUCACUAAGCCACGUUAAGAGCGGCUACAAUAUUAUUCUCUCUAAACUGGAUGAUAUAUCCAUGAAGCUCUCUGAUGUUCUCCCAAUAACUAUAUCCCAUCAGCCAGAUGAAGACAACGAACAAGUACCUAUUAAUGUGCAGUACACAGGUCCAGCUAAUCCAAAUGAACCAUGUGCAGUCCUAGCAAAAUUCCUAGUAGAUCUGAGGAAAACUACUAUUAGCUUUAUGUAAUUAUGUAGCUGACACCUUCGCCAUCCACCUUGUAAUCUAUUGUACAGUUCGUAGUUAUAUGUACUAGCUUUAUGUUGCUUUAUGUAUCGCAGGAAACUGUUGCCUACUUUGUAAUAUAUGUUUCGUUUUAAUGCCAUGUUAGUAGCACUUUUUACUAAGCUACACUAUA
This is a messenger RNA of Panicum virgatum (switchgrass), 831 nucleotides long. RefSeq lists its product as uncharacterized. Bases 30 to 662 code for a protein of 210 amino acids. The record is from RefSeq and is a predicted model, not a curated record. The transcript is spliced from 2 exons. Lineage: Eukaryota; Viridiplantae; Streptophyta; Magnoliopsida; Poales; Poaceae.